AUGCCAAACUUUACUAUCGAACAGAUUAGAGAGAUCAUGUACAAGCCUGAUAACAUCAGGAACAUGUCAGUUAUUGCCCAUGUUGAUCAUGGUAAAUCUACCUUGACAGAUUCGCUCAUUGCUAAGGCAGGAAUCAUUAAGGAGGAUAAAGCUGGAGAAGUCAGAGCUACUGAUACCAGACAGGACGAGCAGGACAGAGGAAUCACCAUAAAAUCUACCGGUAUCUCAUUGUACUACGAGGCUGACCCAACCGGACUUGACAAGGCAGAGAACAAAGAAGGAUUCUUGAUCAACUUGAUCGACUCUCCUGGACACGUCGAUUUCAGUUCUGAAGUAACUGCGGCCCUCAGAGUAACUGACGGUGCCCUCGUUGUCGUCGAUUACGUCGAAGGUGUCUGUGUCCAGACCGAGACUGUCCUCAGACAAGCCCUCGCUGAGAGGAUCAAGCCAGUGCUCAUGGUCAACAAGAUUGACAGAGGUAUCCUCGAACUCGAGGCCGAAGGAGAAGAUAUGUACCAACAAUUCGCAAGAGUAAUUGAGAGUAUCAACGUUAUCAUCUAUACUUACGAGAAAGCCGGAAAGGACGCUGAAGCUGCUGCCCUCGAAGACCAAAAGGCUACCGAUGGAGAUGAUGGUGAAGAAGAGAAGAAGGAAGAAAAGAAAGAAAUCAAGAAAGCAUCCAUGGGAGAAUUGCAAGUUAGCCCAGUUGGCGCCACUGUUGCCUUCGGAUCCGGAUACUACGGAUGGGCCUUCACCCUGACCAAGUUUGCCAGAAUCUACUCCGAGAAAUUCGGUAUUGACCAAGACAAGAUGAUGUCUAAACUCUGGGAUGACAACUACUAUGAUGCUGAAGCCAAGAAAUGGAAGAAACAUGACAAGCCAGACAAAGGCGACGCCCCACUGACCAGAGCUUUCGUCCAAUUCAUCAUGGACCCAAUUGUCAGACUGUCCAGAGCCGUCAUGAACGACCAGCCCAAGAGAGUCUGGAAAAUGUGCAAGGCUUUGAACAUUGAAAUCAAAGAAGCCGAGAAAGAGAAGGUUGGGAAAGAACUUUUCAAGUUGAUCUUCCAGAGAUGGCUCAACGCUGCAGACGCUCUAUUGGAAAUGAUUGUCAUGAGUCUCCCAUCCCCAAGAGCAGCCCAGGCAUACAGAGUUGACUAUCUGUACGAAGGACCGUUGGAUGAUGAGUGCGCUAAUGCUAUCAGAAACUGUGACCAAGACGGUCCAUUGAUGGUGUUCAUCUCUAAAAUGAUCCCAACCAACGAUAAAGGAAGAUUCUACGCUUUCGGAAGAGUCUUCUCUGGUAUCGUAAGAUCAGGAGAGAAAGUCAGAAUCAUGGGUCCAAACUACACUCCAGGAAGCAAGACCGACUUGAACAUCAAGAGUAUCCAGAGAACUGUGCUCAUGAUGGGAGGAAAGGUCGACCAAGUUCCAGAUGUCCCAUGUGGUAACACUGUCGGACUUGUUGGUAUUGAUCAAUAUCUCAUGAAGCAAGGAACCCUCUCAACCUCAGAAGCCGCCCAUAACAUCAAGGUCAUGAAGUACUCAGUGUCUCCAGUCGUCAGAGUCGCUGUCGAAGCCAAGAAUGCUUCUGACUUGCCAAAACUCGUUGAAGGACUUAAGAGACUGUCCAAGUCAGACCCAUUAGUGCAGUGCUCAACCACUUCAUCAGGAGAACACAUCAUUGCUGGAUGUGGAGAACUCCACGUUGAGAUCUGUUUGAAGGAUCUUGAAGAAGAAUUCGCUAAGAUCCCAAUCAACAAAUCAGAUCCGGUCGUAUCCUACAAAGAAACCGUGACUGUUGAAGAGAAGUCUGAGACCUGCUUGGCCAAGUCACCAAACAAGCAUAACAGAAUCCACAUGCAGUCUGAGAGACUCGGUGAAGAACUCUCCAACGAAAUUGAAGAAGAAAAGAUUGGUCCCAAAGGUGAUGUCAAGGUCAGAAACAGAGUCCUCGUCGAUGAGUACGAUUGGGACAUCAACGAAGCCAAGAAAAUCUGGUUCUUCGGCCCAGACAACAUGGGACCAAACAUGCUUGUGGAUACCACCAAGGCUGCUCAGUACUUGAACGAAAUCAAGGACUCCAUGAACAACGCCUUCCAGUGGGUAACCAAGGAAGCCCCUCUCACUGAUGAAAACAUGAGAGGAGUCAAGCUCAACAUCAUGGAUGUAACUUUGCACGCUGAUGCUAUCCACAGAGGAGCCGGUCAGAUCGUCCCAGCUGCCAGAAAAGCCAUGUUCGCUGCUCACUUGAGCGGAGGCCCAAGACUCCAGGAGCCAGUCUUCUUGGUCGAAAUCCAGGCACCAGAAGACGCCAUUGGUGGCAUCCACACUGUGCUCAACAGAAGGAGAGGAGAAUACAUUGACGAAGAGCAAGUCGAGGGAACCCCAUUAAAGAUCAUUAAGGCUUACUUGCCAGUCGCUGAGUCCUUCGGGUUCACCCAACAUUUGAGGACUGAGACCUCCGGAAGAGCUUUCCCACAGUGUGUCUUCGAUCACUGGGAAGUCGUCAACUCAGACCCAUACAAGGAAGGAACUACUUCAUUCGAUAUUGUUAAGGAAAUCAGAAAGAGAAAGGGACUUAAGGAAACUUUGCCAGUUCCAGAAGACUAUACUGACAGAAUGUAAAUUCUUCAUACAUAACCAAGGUUUAAUUCUACUUUGCUUUGUUG
Moneuplotes crassus is the source of this 2672-nucleotide messenger RNA. The record is from the annotation of a GenBank genome assembly. Lineage: Eukaryota; Ciliophora; Spirotrichea; Euplotida; Euplotidae.